AUGCUUUGGAACCGGUUGACACAUCCUCUUUCAUCCCUUGCCCGGCGGGGAUUGGCCAGACCACUUCGGUACAAUGCCAGAGCUCUGCAAACUGCUGGCCAGCGGUUUAACUCCUCAAACCCGCAAAGCACGGGUCAAUACACGCCCGAUCCCACCGACCAGAAUGAGUCGGAAGAGGGUCAGGGCAAGGGUCGCAAGAACGAUUCAGAUCCCAAUCUGAAAUCUACAAUCUUAAAGAUGCUCGAGUCAGCCGCAACAACUGCUGCGUCAAUUGCGAUUCUAGGAGUGGCGGGAUAUUCCUACCACCAGUACUACAAGUACCUGAUCCUGGAUAAAAUGGACAAUGCAUUCAAGCCAGGUGAUCCUGCUCUCGAGGUCGCGGGUGUAGUUUCGGGGAAACACCAUUAUCAAGAUGAAGAGCACUGGGUUGUUCGGGACGAACAGCCCCGAAUUGACGACAUUGUGGCCGGUCGACGUGGCGGUCAUUACUAUCUGAUCGUUGGCGAAAAGGGCACUGGAAAGACAUCCAUGCUCCUAGAAGCCAUGCGCAAGAUUGAUGGUAACAGCUGUGCCAUGUUUGAGGCACAUGCUGAUCUGGAGAUCUUCCGUAUUCGGCUUGGAAAAGCCCUUGACUACGAAUUCCACGAGGAUUAUAUCGGCAGUCUGUUUAGCAUUCGCGGCCCAAGAGACACCACUCCGCUGUUGGAUAUCGAGCGGGCUUUCAACAAAUUGGAGAAAGUCGCAUUGAAAAGAAGACAGGGUGGUUCUCCACCUCUCGUCCUCAUUGUCAAUAGCACACACCUUGUCCGCGAUGAUCACGAUGGGCAAGACUUGCUCGAGAUGAUCCAGCAGCGUGCGGAGCAGUGGGCUGCAAGUGGCCUCGUCACAACCAUUCUCAACAGCGAUGACUACUGGGUAUAUGAGCGCCUGAAGCGCUACGCGACCCGUAUGGAGGUUAUCGCAGUUUCGGAUCUGCCGAAAGACAAGGCAAUGACCGCGCUCUGGAAAUACCGUAAGCAGUUCUGCCAUGAGGACCUGCCCGGCUCGGUUCUCGAACAUGUUUACGACAAAGUCGGUGGUCGCCUCUCCUUCUUGAAUCGCGUUGCCAAAUCUCAGGAUGUCUUGAAGACUUGCAAUGAGAUCUGUAAGGCCGAGAAGACCUGGUUCCUCAACAAGUGUUGGAUUCUGGGCAUGGAGAUGGAUGAUGAUGUGAUGGACGAGCAGAAGUAUUCGUCUGCUGCCAUGGUCCUGGCUAAGGCGCUCGUGGAUGUCGAAAAGGAUAUGGAGAAGAGCUACGACCCGCACAAGGGCCACAUUCUGCCCGAAAUUCCCCUUCACAAGGCGCGCGAGAUUAUGACUCGUGCCGAUUUCGUCCAGUCCUACGAUCACGAGAACAUUUUCACCAUUGAUUCACGAGCCAUGGUCCGUGCCGACUCCGUCCCCAUGCAGCAGGCCUUCCGGGAAAUCUGUGCCAUGGAAGGAUUCGAGAAGCACCUGGAGGACACUCUGGAGCGCAUUGGUGACAUUGAAAGUCUUGGUCGUACACGUGAACUGACGAUCAAGGACCUCUGGAACCAAGGCAAGUACCGGAUUGUGGUCCGCGAUACCAAAGGACGCGAGAGUGGCACGGUAGAGUUCGCAGUUGCGGAACGCGAAGGCGAGGAUGAAGAUUAA
This is a messenger RNA of Penicillium cataractarum, 1674 nucleotides long. Its product is annotated as ATP-binding protein. The record is from RefSeq and is a predicted model, not a curated record. Lineage: Eukaryota; Fungi; Ascomycota; Eurotiomycetes; Eurotiales; Aspergillaceae. The coding region runs from base 1 to 1674 and encodes 557 amino acids. The transcript has 5 exons.